Messenger RNA from Photinus pyralis (common eastern firefly), 903 nucleotides. RefSeq names its product protein phosphatase 1A-like. Gene Ontology annotation, molecular function: phosphoprotein phosphatase activity; manganese ion binding; magnesium ion binding. The record is from RefSeq and is a predicted model, not a curated record. The transcript is spliced from 5 exons. NCBI's taxonomy places the organism in Eukaryota, Metazoa, Arthropoda, Insecta, Coleoptera, Lampyridae. The coding region runs from base 16 to 342 and encodes 108 amino acids.
ACCAAUGAGUUCGUGAUGAGUAAUAUUGUAAUUUUACAGGGCAGUCGAGAUAACAUGAGCAUUGUAUUAGUCGUUUUCCCCGGUGCACCGACCCCAUCGCAGGAGGCUAUCCAAGCUGAGCAAGAACUUGAUGCGAUUAUCGAGAGGAGUAUUAAAGAAGUUGUCUCUAACGAAGGACAGGUUUCGUUCAUGCGGAUACUUGAACUGUUUGUCGGUAUGGGACUUGAAGGAUUACCACCCGGUGGCGGUUUAGCGGCGAAACGAGCACUAAUGGCAGAAAUAUAUAGAGAAUUAUGUCCAAAACAAGAUGAUUCUGAUUCCGAUGAGUGUAUGUAUUCGUAAGAUGCCGGAUUUACAAGCAGAAGGAAGAAAGGUUGAUACAAAUCAUUUUUUGCUGAUCUAUUAUUUAAUACACGCUCUCUGUAAGUUUUUUUGUGUAUUUUAUAAUGUGUGUGGUUAUUUAACUGGCCUAAUACUUUUUUUGUACCAAAGUUUUAAUAUUAGAAAAUCGUUUGUACAUUAAUGAUAGAAUUUAUGGCCAUUUUAAAGAUGAUUGUCUUGUUUUUUGUAUUUGAGUCUUUAAAAUUGCCAAGAAUGGAACGCUUUAUACAUACCUCCAGAAAAAUGAAAGACGUACAUUUUAAUAUUAGAAAUAUAUAGUUUUGUACGUACUUAUUAAGUUAUUUCAAUGUUAGUGGUUUUAUUUCAUUAAAAGUGCUACACCUACAAGUUUUAACUUAAGUUCAAAUUUAUCUAGACAAACAAAUAAGUUAUCAGUUUCAUAUCAUGUGGUUUAUUGAUAUUCAAUUUUAUCAUUUAGUAACUAAGAUAUAUUUUUCAACUGUUAGAAAAGAAUAUGUAAAAAGUGUGUAAUAAAUAAGAGAAGUUAGUACAUAAAUAAAU